Molecule: messenger RNA, 282 nt
Organism: Cooperia oncophora
Lineage: Eukaryota; Metazoa; Nematoda; Chromadorea; Rhabditida; Trichostrongylidae
Source: the annotation of a GenBank genome assembly
AUGGACAUUGAACUCGAGUACAGCGGAACUGGUCAGAUGAGUCGCGAACCCAUGGUGGUACUGAAGGGUAACCAGAUUGUGAUUGCCCAUCACGUCAGGGAUCAGGAGCGAAUUCUGCUACCAGACCGACCUGUCAAAAUCAGGGUGGAAACCUACGAGAAUAACUUUGUCCAAAUGAAUGGAGCUCCAGUCACUCGUGAAGAUCUGAUGAUGGUUCUUGCCGACCUCGACGCCCUUCUCAUCCGAGCUACCCACGUCGAUCAGCAGUACUCUAGCAGGUAA